Messenger RNA from Rhinocladiella mackenziei CBS 650.93, 1683 nucleotides. RefSeq lists its product as uncharacterized. The record is from RefSeq and is a predicted model, not a curated record. Bases 1 to 1683 code for a protein of 560 amino acids. The transcript has 3 exons. NCBI's taxonomy places the organism in Eukaryota, Fungi, Ascomycota, Eurotiomycetes, Chaetothyriales, Herpotrichiellaceae. Gene Ontology annotation, molecular function: flavin adenine dinucleotide binding; oxidoreductase activity, acting on CH-OH group of donors.
AUGACGACCACUUACCUUGACAUUUCAGAAGUUGAUGGCUAUGACUAUCUUAUUGUGGGAGGUGGCACAGCGGGCUGUGUCAUUGCCUCGCGCCUGGCUGAAUACCUGCCAAAUAAAAAGAUCCUUUUGAUAGAGGCUGGUCCCAGCGAUUUCAUGGAUGACCGAGUCCUAGAUCUCAAGCAAUGGCUCAGCCUUCUGGGAGGAGAACUUGACUACGAUUACGGAACCACCGAGCAACCAAUGGGAAACUCACAUAUCCGACAUUCUCGAGCCAAAGUCCUCGGUGGUUGCUCCAGUCAUAAUACACUGAUCUCUUUCCGCCCAUUCGAAUAUGACUGCCAGAUCUGGGAAUCCAUGGGUGCCAAAGGUUGGAACUUCCCUACUUUCAUGCGGGUUUUGAAUAAACUCCGCAACACCGUCCAACCGGUGCACGCGCGGCAUCGCAACCAGCUGUGCAAAGACUGGGUCGAGUCAUGCAGCACGGCGAUGAACAUCCCUGUCGUCCAUGAUUUCAACAAGCAAAUCGCCACGACAGGGUCCCUCAAGGAAUGCGUGGGAUUUUUCUCCGUCAGCUACAACCCAGACGACGGCCGAAGAUCGAGCGCCAGCGUGGCUUAUAUCCAUCCUAUCCUACGAGGCGACGAACACAGACCCAAUCUCAAGAUCCUGACCAACGCGUGGGUGUCUAAGAUCAAUGUUCACCACAACACCGUCACCGGCGUGAAUGUGACACUCCAAUCGGGGACACGCUUAACUCUCCAAGCACGCACUGAAACGAUCCUUUGCGCCGGCGCCGUCGAUACACCUCGUCUGAUGCUUCUCUCGGGCCUGGGUCCUGCGCAACAGCUCUCCUCCCUCUCCAUCCCGGUGGUGAAAAAUAUCCCCGGUGUUGGCGAAAACCUGCUCGACCAUCCCGAAUCGAUCAUCAUCUGGGAACUCAACACUCCCGUCCCGCCGAAUCAAACAACUAUGGACUCGGACGCCGGUAUCUUCCUACGCCGCGAACGGGUAAACGCCGCAGGCCAAAAAAGCAUUCCGACGAACCCCUCCGCCUUGCCCGACGGUGAUAUCGCCGACGUCAUGAUGCACUGCUACCAGAUCCCAUUCUGCCUAAACACGGCUCGACUAGGCUACGACACUCCCAUCGACGCCUUCUGCAUGACCCCCAACAUCCCCCGUCCCCGAUCCCGUGGUCGCCUCUACCUGACCUCGGCGGACCCGACCGUCAAACCGGCCCUGGACUUCCGCUAUUUUACUGACCCCGAGGGCUACGACGCGGCGACGCUCGUCUUCGGCCUCCGUGCCGCCCGCAAGGUCGCACAACAAGAACCCUUCAAGUCGUGGAUCAAGCGCGAAGUUGCACCAGGUCCGGCGCUCCAGACCGAUGAAGAACUCAGCGAAUACGCCCGCCGCGUGGCGCACACCGUGUACCAUCCAGCCGGAACGACGAAGAUGGGCGACGUCAAAAACGACCCGCUUGCUGUCGUCGACGAGAAGCUCCGCGUACGCGGCCUGGAGGGUCUCCGGAUUGCGGACGCAGGUGUCUUCCCUGUCAUGACCACUAUUAACCCCAUGCUCACGGUUUUGGGUGUCGGAGAGCGCUGUGCUGAGUUGGUUGCUCUCGAGGCUGGGUGGAAAGGUCUAAACGGUGUUAAAGGGGAGCCGGUCAGAGCCAUGUUGUGA